AUGUCGAAUCUCAAGCGCAUCAAUGUCCUGCCUAACCCUGCCUACGACAAAGCAGGCGUCGCCUCAUACGCAAGUCUGUUGGAAAAGUAUGACUUCGCGCCUACCACCGCUGGCCCUUUCCAGAAAAUCGAAGAGAAGAAACGGUCUUUCAAGAACGCCUUCAGGCCGAAGAACAAGAAGGAAACCAAGCCUGUGCUGCGCAAGGUCGGAGAAGAUGGCAAACCAGGCGAAGUCAAGGCCGAGGAUCAACAGAACGACGCCCUUUACAUCUGUCCCGUCGAGAUUGGAACACCACCACAGACACUGAACUUGCACUUCGAUACAGGCAGCUCAGAUCUCUAG
This is a messenger RNA of Ascochyta rabiei, 342 nucleotides long. RefSeq lists its product as uncharacterized. Lineage: Eukaryota; Fungi; Ascomycota; Dothideomycetes; Pleosporales; Didymellaceae. The record is from RefSeq and is a predicted model, not a curated record. The transcript has a single exon. Bases 1 to 342 code for a protein of 113 amino acids.